AUGAAGAUCAAGUCGAUUGUGCAGAAGCAGCUGCUCGAGUCGCGCUCAUCGUACCCGCGCACCGUACCUACUGUGCUGCCCUUCCACACGUUCACAUACUCGUCUCUGACUUCGUGGAUGGUUCGCGAGAUUGCGCGCCGGAAUGCCGAGCGGACGCUCUACAACGUCACCUCGAGCGACUGGUUCCCGGGCUUCCCGCAGCGGCCAGGGCGAUACCUGUUGCCUCAGUCGCUCUCGCAAGCCACUUCCGAGCACGGCAUCUUGCAGUCGCUACACUACCCGUACCCUUACUCCACGCCCCCGCCGCCCUUCCCCCACAUCAGGGUUGGCUAUCUCAGCUCGGACUUCAACAACCACCCGCUUGCGCACUUGAUGCAGAGCGUCUUUGGGAUGCACAACCGCGGCCGCUUCCGGGUGUACUGCUACUCCCUCUCGCCCCACGAUGGCUCGCCGUACCGUGCCAAGAUCGAGGCCGAAUCGGACUACUUUGUUGAUGUAUCGAUGUGGUCCGUCAAGGACAUUGUCGAGCGCAUCGUCAGCGAUGGCAUCCACAUCCUCUGCAACCUCAACGGGUACACCAAAGGCGGCAAGAACGAGGUCUUUGCCGCCCGCCCUGCCCCCAUCCAAAUGGCGUUCAUGGGCUUUGCCGGAACGAUGGGCGGCGGGCCACGUUGGAUCGACUAUAUGGUCGUGGACGAGAUUGCCUGUCCUCGCAGGCUUGUCUGUGCGGAACCUCUACCACAGCGAGACAUUGACAACGACACUGGAUGCAUCGUCCCUGCCGACAACAGCACGCAUCACCUGCGCGGGCCGGUCCAACCCCACAACGACGCCAACCGCAUCUAUCUCGAAGGCCUGGUAUAUUUGCCGCAGACCUAUUUCGUGAACGACCAUCGCCAAGGAUUCCGAGAGGAAAUCGACGCCGAGGUCCUUCAACUUGUCCGGGAGAAUGGCGAGUCGGCUACCAGCGAGAUCGAAGGCCGGGUAAAGCAAACCCAAGAUUUGAUCUCGGCCUCGCAGCAGCUUCAGUACGGCCGGCUCGAUGACCCGGACCAAGAGUCGCUCACACCCGAAGAACGCCACCGCUGGACCGUUGAGCAGAUUCUGCGACUCAAGGGCCGCCGCGAGCUUUUCCCUCAGCUCGAUGAGCAAACUGUGAUCUUUGCCAACUUUAACCAGCUAUACAAGAUCGACCCGGAGAUCUUCAAGACCUGGAUGCAGAUCCUCAAGCGAGUGCCCAACUCUGUUCUCUGGCUGCUUCGGUUUCCACCUGCGGGUGAACCCCACCUGAAGCGCAAGGCUGUGGAGUUGGUUGGCGAGGAAGUAGCCCAGCGCCUGGUCUUUACAGAUGUGGCCCCAAAGCAUAUCCAUAUCCAUCGUGGGCGAAUCGCAGACAUAUUCCUUGACACUCCCGAGUGCAACGCCCACACCACCGCCGCCGAUAUCCUGUGGAGCGGUACUCCGUUGAUUACAUAUCCAAAGUACGAUUUCAAGAUGUGCAGCCGUGUGGCGGCUUCGAUCUCCUAUGCCACUGGCACUUGGAAUCGCCUCAAAGACCCACACCUUCUCGGCCAUCUGAUGGUCGUCAACUCGUACGAAGAGUAUGCCGAUCAGGCCGUCAUGCUUGCUCGCAGCGUCAAGUGGAGCAAGGGGCCUAUGUCGCAGUGCCUGACAUCACUUGCGAUGCUAGCGCCUUCGGGCUUGCUGGUUCGCCUGCGUCGGCGGCUCUUCCUGACCCGAGAUAUCCAGCCCCUGUUUGACACCAACCGGUGGGUCAGGGGCCUCGAGGCGGGGAUGGAGCUGGCGAUGGAUCGCUGGAACCAAGGGUGGAGCCACAUGAUGGAGCCCCGCAACCACCUCGAGUUCAAGGCCGUGAUGAAGAGCGGGAUAGGCUCUGGACGCCUUGUCCUCGAGCCGAGCGCCGGAUCAGACGGCCAUCCUGACUCGAACGAGGUGUUGGAUCUGGCUGCCUACAGACCCGAUGUGCCCAAGAAGCGGAUGCGUCUGUCGUCGCGAUGUCUGUGGGUUAACGAAGACGGCUUGUAA
Messenger RNA from Polychytrium aggregatum, 2046 nucleotides. RefSeq names its product glycosyl transferase family 41-domain-containing protein. Gene Ontology annotation, biological process: protein O-linked glycosylation. Bases 1 to 2046 code for a protein of 681 amino acids. The transcript is spliced from 7 exons. Gene Ontology annotation, molecular function: glycosyltransferase activity. NCBI's taxonomy places the organism in Eukaryota, Fungi, Chytridiomycota, Chytridiomycetes, Polychytriales. The record is from RefSeq and is a predicted model, not a curated record.